Molecule: messenger RNA, 2226 nt
Organism: Trypanosoma rangeli
Lineage: Eukaryota; Euglenozoa; Kinetoplastea; Trypanosomatida; Trypanosomatidae
Exons: 1
Coding region: 1-2226 (741 amino acids)
Molecular function (GO): protein binding
Source: RefSeq, a predicted model, not a curated record
AUGCAGGACGCAGCGUCGAUGGCUGAGUACCGCAUGGGCGGCAACGCCGCUGAGGAUGAUGUGCGUCGCGAUGUCGCGACCUCAGAGACGAUAAGUGAGGAGCAGGCGAUGCAUCAGAGCGAGGACGAGCUCCUGCACGAGGUGCUGGCGAUGAACACGCUUGCAAUGCAGCGGUGUAACGCAGAGGCGCUGGAGGAGGCCUCGACGAUUCUUAGCGAUGCAUACAUGAAGCUGCACAACCUCUCGUCGCCGGGCAGCGACACGCAGAUCAUGGACACACUGCGCUCCACCACACUCAAUAACCUCGGCGUUGUGGAGUGUCACCGUGGGCAGCACCGCCAGGCACUUAGCCACUUUGAGGCCGCGCGGCAGUUGGAGGAGAAGUGGGGUUCGGCCUCACCAUCCGUUGCGCUGAAUACUUGUGCUGCGUACAACGCUCUGGGAAUGUAUGAUAAGGCGACCGCCGCCGCGAUGGAGACCAUUGACAUGCUGCGCACGUUAAAACUGCAGGAGAAAAACGGCCAUGCGCCAACGCUGCCGGUGCCUGACACUGGGAACCGCUCGCUGCAAGGCACCGGGAUUGCAGUCGCCAAGUCGGACAACAAGGCGCUUUGGGGUGCCGCCUGGCACAACCUGGCAGUUGCGCAAAUCAACACGGCGAGGUACACGAAGGACCCCUCCGAGCAUAGCAACGCAGCGGUGCUGUUUCAAAAUGCGAUGCGAGCAACGCAGGAGCUGCUGGGCAGCGACCACCCGAUGACCAAAAGCGUUACAGAGACGUACCGCACGGUGCGGGACGUCCUACGCUCUUACGGGGUCUACAAACAACACCACACGAUGCUUACUGUUCCACCGCGACCGGUUGACCCUCGCGACGAAGAGGACGAUAUGGAGCGAUAUCUGCGGCAGUGUGUUGGCAAAUCAAGGCGCCGGGCCAAGGAAAAGUUUCACCGUGACCUCACCAUUACCUUCUGUGGCGAGGCCACGCACGGGGCAAAGUUGACGGAACGCCUGGAUCCCAGACCGUACCCAGACGCCGUGGAUGUAGCGUUUCGGUGCAAAAGGAGAAAAAAAAUGCCAAGUGUGUUACGCGGGAUGAUGCUAAGCGGAACCCUUCUGCGGGCUGGCCAGCUCUACGGCAACCCACACCCGCUCCUGUACUCCCUGCCGCCCAACUACAACGCGAUGGAGCCGGAGACGCCAAAGGACGGCCACGUCGUGGGAACCGACACAUUCCCGGGGAUGACCUCCAACCCUCGCGCCGCUGCAUCUGUGAAAAGGUCCCCUGCAAAGCAGCGGAAGGGGAGCCCCACCCAGAAGCCUGCGUUCACCUCCCAAACCCAAUCAGACCCAAAUUUCAAGCGGACACCGCCACGCGAACGACAACCUCCGUUUGCUCACCAGCAGGCCACAGCCGACUAUCAGGAAGACCGAUCCGCGUAUCAGCAGCCUUCACCCAGCUACAAGUCGACUCCACCCAUCCAUGAAGAGGCACCGUCUGAGUAUCAGCAGGCGGCGUCGAAGAACUACCAGCAGACACCAUCUAGCUCCCAGCCGAGGAGGGCACGUAACGGAAACGUCCCAAAGGAUCGGCGAGUGGCCUCGGGAAAGGCUGCUCCACCCAGCAAGGCAAGCUCAGGUUUCAGAGAUUCAGUUGCGGAUCCACAGGUACCUCAAAAAGUUCUUCCUCCGCUGGGGAAGGCUCCAGUGCGAGGCGGCGUCGUCUCAAGGCCAGCGGGAAGGGCUCCCGACGAAGCUGGCAAUGAGAAUCUUCAACCCCGUCGUGCGUCCAAGGGGUCCAUGCCAACGGUGGGGCCUACCUAUGAGCAAGUAAAGUACAUUCUCUUGGCUGAACCUCAGGAUAGCCAGCGGCAACAACGUGGGAGAGUGGAGCAAUGCGUGCAUGACAGCUCUACGGGGCGACCUUCCCUUUUGGUCGAUACAAGCCGGCAGGAAAUGGGCGGUGAGUUGUUGGCACUGACGGAUGGCAGCAAGACCCACCGACUCUUUGAUGCGAUGUGGGUGUCAGGCAAGGAGUCCAUGGAUGCCAGCGGGGCCCGGGCGGUGGGGCGGCCCAGCUACUACGUUUCCUCCGUUCUGGACAUGUCAAAGGAUUCGGUGCUCAUGCCGGAGGAGGUGCUGCAAAUGAUGGUGACAAGUGCCUCCUCCUCCGAGGGCGAUAUCCCACGCAUGAUUGCUACUAGCAGCAUCCACGGCACCGAGUAG